Messenger RNA from Microdochium trichocladiopsis, 2180 nucleotides. RefSeq names its product homoserine O-acetyltransferase. Gene Ontology annotation, biological process: L-homoserine metabolic process. The transcript has a single exon. Gene Ontology annotation, molecular function: L-serine O-acetyltransferase activity; homoserine O-acetyltransferase activity. Lineage: Eukaryota; Fungi; Ascomycota; Sordariomycetes; Xylariales; Microdochiaceae. Bases 62 to 1768 code for a protein of 568 amino acids. The record is from RefSeq and is a predicted model, not a curated record.
CUGGCCUGGCUGUGGCAGUGGCCCCGAAUCCACUUCAUCGAGUGGUGUCCCGGCAUUGCACAUGCCCCCACUUCACCCGCUCCGGUGCCGCCACGCCGGAUCGUCCUUUAAUUCUCCAUUGCGAGUCCCUCCCAAUAUCGUGGAGAGCUUCUCUUCCUCUGCACGAUCAUACUGCCGACACGAUAAUUCAUUGGUCAUGAGGCCCUCAGAACAGGUCGUCGUCGCUCUGCGGCGCGCAGCCUCGUCGACCUCCGCUGCUCGCUCUAGCCGACAGAUCCUUCCGCGACUGCAACAUCCCACGCCAACUCGAAGCCCAGCUGUGCACCAUGGCACCCGCCAAUUCCACACGCAGCUGUCACGACGCUCAGGCUCGUCCGCCACCGGCGAGGCUUCAAACCCAGCAAUGGCUUUUCCUUGCCUCGACGCCCUCGAGACCCGCUCCGCGACCCUCGAGGCUCGCUCGCUCUCGACAGGGCCCGAGCCCGCGUACACAGCCGGCGCAACCGAGGUCUUCAACUGCAAGGAGCCACUCCUGCUCGACUGGGGCGGCGUCCUGCCCGAGUUCGACAUUGCCUACGAGACCUGGGGCACAAUGAAUGCCGACAAAUCCAACGUCAUCCUGCUUCACACUGGCCUGUCCGCCUCAUCACACGCCCACUCGACCGAGAGCAAUCCAGCGCCCGGUUGGUGGGAGAAAUUUAUCGGCCCUGGCAACCCGCUCGACACAGAUAAAUACUUUAUAAUAUGCACAAACGUCAUCGGUGGCUGCUUCGGGUCCACGGGCCCAAGCAGCAUCGACCCUGCCGACGGCCAGCGAUAUGCGACUCGCUUCCCGAUCCUGACCAUGGACGACAUGGUGCGCGCCCAAUUCCGGCUUCUUGACGGACUUGGUGUGAACAAGCUCUAUGCAAGCGUCGGAUCAAGCAUGGGAGGCAUGCAGUCGCUCGCGGCUGGCGUGCUGUUUCCCUCGCGAGUCGGACGUAUCGUCUCAAUCAGCGGCUGUGCGCGGAGUCAUCCAUACAGCAUCGCGAUGCGGCAUACACAGCGCCAGGUGCUGAUGAUGGACCCGAACUGGAAUCGAGGCUACUACUACGGCAAGGUGCCACCCCACGCCGGCAUGAAGUUGGCUAGAGAAAUCGCGACAGUCACAUACCGGUCGGGUCCGGAGUGGGAGCAGCGCUUCGGGAGGAGGAGGGCAGACCCCACAAAGCCUCCCGCUCUGUGUCCAGACUUUUUGAUCGAGACAUAUCUCGACCACGCGGGAGAGAAAUUCUGCCUGACUUAUGACCCCAACAGCCUCUUAUACGUCAGCAAGGCUAUGGACCUGUUCGACCUUGGGGUCGACCAGCAGAAGGCAACCGCGGCCCGGCGGGCACAGCGCGAGAAGGAGAUCCAGUCGGGCGGCACACAGCGCGCUCAAGAUGCCUCGUGCAGCUUGACGCUGCCUGAGCAGCCAUACGCGGAGCAGCCAGGCUCGCAGGCGGAUGAGUCUGGGGCGGUGACGGUACCGUCGGACAUGCGCCCGCCGGAGGACCUCAUUUCGGGGCUGGCGGGUAUCCGCGAUAUUCCGACCCUGGUCAUGGGCGUGUCAAGCGAUAUCUUGUUCCCGGCGUGGCAGCAACGCGAGGUUGCGAAUGCGCUGAGACUGGGCGGGAAUAGGAACGUUGCGCACGUGGAGUUGAGCGAGGAGCAGAGCAUGUUUGGCCACGACACAUUCCUGUUGGAUCUGAAGAACGUUGGCGGCAGUGUCAAGAACUUUCUGGGUUGAGGAGAACAAAAGUUGAAACAUGUACAAUCAACGAUACUAUUAUUAUUACAGAGUCUGAUUAUGGUGUUCUGGAAACUUGUGGAAGGUACCGGACGUGCAGCAGUCGCAGGCGCGACCGUCGACAUCAGCGGCACCGAGACAACCUCACGCCCAAAGCACCACGAACCGUUCAAUGCCCAGCAUAAACUUCAUCCCACAAUCUCCUCACCAGGCGAUUUGGAACUACUGGAAGCCUUGCAGGUUCGUACGUCACAGGACAGCUGCCCAGCUGCGCGUUUGCAAACCAACAGUCCCACAUUUCCGCCCUGCCUGGGUUCCAACAACACCAACCAACAACCCCUCAUCUGGGAAACCCAGGCACGGCAGGGCUGAUGCCUGGGGCAACUCCAACACGAGUAUAUAACGAAAUGAG